Messenger RNA from Cricetulus griseus (Chinese hamster), 306 nucleotides. The record is from RefSeq and is a predicted model, not a curated record. Lineage: Eukaryota; Metazoa; Chordata; Mammalia; Rodentia; Cricetidae.
CAAACACUCACUGGCCUCCUUGCUGCAGGUGCAUUCUUCACGAAGGUGGUGGAUAUUGGCUCCUCAUCUCUGAAGCUUGAGAUCUGGGACACAGCUGGCCAGGAGAAGUACCACAGCGUCUGCCACCUCUACUUCAGGGGUGCCAAUGCUGCACUCCUGGUAUAUGACAUCACUCGGAAGGAUUCCUUUCACAAGGCCCAGCAGUGGCUGCAGGACCUGGAGAAGGAGUUCCACCCAGGAGAGGUGGUGGUGAUGUUGGUCGGCAACAAAACGGACCUGGGCGAGGAGCGGGAAGUGACCUUCCAG